AGAGAGCGUUAGUUCUGCGUAAAGACGUUACAUCUCGACGUCUCUGUUGGGGAAGGGGUGAAAGAAGAGAAAGAAUAUUAAGAGGGAACAGAGAACUGCUCGUAUGACUAAAGUACGACUUUAUGAAAAGACCCACAGCAGACACAAACAGACCGGACACGAGGAGCAGUGACGGUUCCUGCGCCUGCCUUCCCAUUUAUACGUCAUCUGUUUUCAUGAACCUUUUAAAGUCCUUGUCUGGAUUUUACGCACGAUGGAUCAGGACCAUUUCUUUUGACAGUUUUGUCAGAUCGAGUAUGGAUUUACCAUAGAAGAAUCUGUGUGGGGUUUUUUGUUGUUGUUGUUGUUGUUGUUUUGAGAACUUUGACGCACGGCUUUCUUGUGUUUGGAUGAAAGUUCAAACAAUAUUCCUCCAAGCAUUUUGAAGUGUUUAAAAACCUUUUUUUAUAUAUUUUAAAUUGCACACUAGUGCCGCUCGCCUGAUUUCUCAAGUGAACAUCAGUAUCACAUCUCGCCCCCGGUCUGUACCCGUAAUAGCAACACAGAUCGCUUAACAGCUUCACGCGCUGACACCGGUGCCUCCUAAACGGCUGCUGGUUCUGUAUUUGUUCCUUCUCCCUUCUGCUUUGAGGGUGUUUCUCCAUUCUGGACGACAGUAUUACAGAGAAAUGCUUCCUCUCUCCCCUCUUCUGCUCCUUUUCCCCGCUGCGCUCUUCGUGGCCGCGCAAAGUGCCGGAGACCUCCACGGCUUCACCUUCCCCGGUGGGAGCGCCGGUUUCGACCCUACAGACCCCUGCAUGGUGGUGUCUCCACCAUGUAUGAGCGAGGCUGAUCGCUACAGCCUGGACGCCCUGCGGAGCAUCCACCAGAUGAUGGACGACGACCAAGAUGGCGGGAUUGAGGUGGAGGAGAGCGUGGAGUUCAUUAUUGAGGACAUGAAGCAGCAGCAGACCAACAAGCACAACAACCUGCACAGAGAAGACCAGCACAUCACAGUGGAGGAGCUCUGGAGGGGAUGGAAGUCGUCUGAAGUACAUAAUUGGACUCAAGAGGAGGUGGUCCGCUGGCUGAAAGACUUUGUUGAGCUGCCACAGUAUGAGAGGAACUUUAAAGACUUUAAGGUCAAUGGAAACACACUCCCCAGGAUUGCAGCUAAUGAACCUUCAUUUCUGAGCAUCCAGCUCAGAGUUCAGGACCAGAGAGAUAAACAGAAGCUCAACAUCAAAGCUCUGGAUGUGGUUCUGUUUGGACCACCUACACGCCCCCCUCAUAACUACAUGAAGGACCUGCUACUCAUUGUGUCAGUGGUGAUGGGAGUCGGAGGCUGUUGGUUUGCUCAGGCCCAGAACAAAGCCAGCAAAGUCCACAUAGCCAAGAUGAUGAAGGAUUUAGAAAGUCUGCAGAGGGCUGAACAGAGCCUCAUAGACCUACAGGAGCAACUGGAGCAAGCCCAGGAGGAAAAGCGUAAUGUGGCGGAGGAGAAACAGAACCUGGAGGAGAAGAUGAGAGAUGAGAUCAUGGGGGCACAGGAAGAAGCUUACCGUCUGCACGAGCUGAGGCAGGGAGCGGUCAGUGAGCUCAGCCGCCUGCGAUAUGCAGAAGAGGAGCUGGAGCAGGUCCGUGGAGCACUGAAGCAGGCUGAGAAGGAUAUGCAGGCUAGUUGGACUGCCUCAGAGGUUCUUCAGCAGUGGCUGCAGCUGACACAUGAGGUAGAGGUUCAGUACUACAAUGUUAAAAAACAGAGUGCUGAACUGCAGCUUGCUACUGCCAAGGAAGAGGCAGAGAGGAUUAAGAAGAAGAGGAGUUCUGUGUUGGGAACACUCCAUGUGGCCCACAGCUCCUCUUUGGACCAGGUUGACCACAAAAUCCUGGAGGCAAAGAAUGCCUUGUCUGAAGUAACGGCCUGCCUGCGGGAGCGCCUUCAUCGCUGGCAGCAGAUUGAGCUCCUCUGUGGCUUCCCCAUCAUCAGGAAUUCUGGCCUAGCAAACCUUACUGCCCUGCUCUACUCAGACUCAAUUGCUCUGGGGUUGCCUCGAAUGCCCCAGUCAUCUUGUUCAUGUCACAGCUCCAUGCAUGGAUCUAUAGAGGAUCUCUUAGAGGAGUCUCCAAUCUUACCACAGAUGCCAGUUCCAGUUCCAGUUCCAGUUAAGCGUUCUCCUCGAACACAGGGAUCCACCAUACGUCGGUCACGUCGUCCCGGUGUCAUCACUCAGCCACCAGCCACCACGAUCUCCUCAGACCCCGACCUUCUCAUCCCCAUCCGAGCCCCUUACCCUUGCUAUGAUGAUGAGGAGGGGCUCUUCCUGAAAACUCUGAAAAAACAGGAUUCCCAAGAGAGGUUCUCAGACUCAGACUAUAUACCCUCAGUUCCUCUCAGCAAAAUGUUUCCAAGUUCCACUGUUGAUGCUUCCUCUCGAAAGCUCUAUCAUGAUGAAACUGAGCUGUUUGCAGAUAGCCCGAUUACAAAGCCUCUGAAUAAAGAAGUAGAAGCUGUCGUUGAAUCUCCAGUUCGAAAAAUUUCAGUGGAAGAGCUUGAAGCAUCUGUAGAUGUUGCCUACCGGAAGAUGGCAAAAGACAAAGCCUUGGAUACUUCCUUGGAAACCUCAUCUUUAAAGAUGUCUGCAGAAGAGUCCCUCCUAGAUGCUACACCAAGGAAGAUACUGCGAGACAGGAGCGAAGUUCCCAUAGAUGUUGCACUAAGAAAAGGCAUUUCAAAUGAGUUGGAUGCAGAGUUUCCAGUCAGGAAAAUAGAGAAAGAUACAAUAGGGGACUUGAUGGAAAUUCCACCAAGGAAUACAUACAGAGAAAGAAACAAUUCACCACUGGAUGUGAGAAAGAUUUUUUGGAAUGAAUUUGAAGCCUCAAUAGAUGCAACACCAAGGAAGAUAUCAAGAGAUAUGAUGGGGGUUUCAAUGGACAGUGCCUCAAGAAAGAUGGCAAGAGAUGACGCUGAACGUCUGUUUGACUCCAGAAGGAUUACGAAAGAUACAAUGGGAAUGUCUCAAGACACAAGUUCUCGGAAGCUUCCUUGGAGUAAAGGAGAAUGCCAGCUUGAUUCCUCUGUGAGGAUAUUAGCAAAAGACAAGAUGGUUGAGAUUGCUAGAACUCCACCAAGAAAGAUCUCUCGAGAUGAGCUGGAGUAUUGUGCAGAUACUGCUUCCUUAAAGCUGCUACCCAGAGAGAAACUGGAAGCACUUUUAGAUACCUCAUCCUCUACAGAAAAGCAAGAGCUUGGUUUGGAGCCAUCAACAAGUAGAAGGAUACUAAGAAAUGAAUUUGAGAUGCCUGCUGGCUCUCUCAGAAGGAGAAUACCAAGAAUGCCAAGAGAUGACAGUUCCAUUGACACUCCCACGGGAAAAAUCUCCUGGGAUAGAGUUGAUGUUCCAUUUGAAAUACCCAAACAAGUAACACUAAGGGAAGAGUUGGGAGCAUCUGAAUCAAGUUUAUCUCCAGGUCGAACUGGACAGCCAGAUCUCAUGGUAACUUCCCAGGUGCCAUGGAAGUCAUCAUCAGACCUUUUCACUGCUGGCCCGCUGAGCCAGCUUGUGUAUGAUGGAAUCCUUGAAAAGUCAUGCAACUCCACGGCUUCACCCUCAACCAGUCUCUCUGCCUCAACCCCUAACCUGCCUCAUAGCAGACUGAUGGCAGAGGUGGAGCCACCACUGCAACCACCAAGAGUUGUCGUCCCAACUCCAGCAUUGCCCCCUAAGACUGGAGAGGGGAAGAUCGGGGAAAAAGAGAAGAGCAAGAAAUCCUUAAAGCUCAAAAAUCUUUUUAAAAAGAAAAAUGAUUCAACUCCAGAGAAGCUUCAGAGUGGUCUUCAGAAACUCUGACAAUCAGCUGUAAACGUAUCAUAAUA
Molecule: messenger RNA, 3859 nt
Organism: Stegastes partitus (bicolor damselfish)
Lineage: Eukaryota; Metazoa; Chordata; Actinopteri; Pomacentridae
Product: stromal interaction molecule 2-like
Exons: 12
Coding region: 669-3833 (1054 amino acids)
Biological process (GO): activation of store-operated calcium channel activity; intracellular calcium ion homeostasis; store-operated calcium entry
Cellular component (GO): endoplasmic reticulum; plasma membrane
Molecular function (GO): calcium ion binding; calcium channel regulator activity; protein binding
Source: RefSeq, a predicted model, not a curated record